UGUAAUGAAUUUCAUAUUAUGUCUGUCGCUGUUGCUAAUAUUGAGUUCUGCUUUCUGGAACAGAGUGUCAAGUCAAGUAUUACACACGGAAUGCGGGGCCUAUGAUGCAAACGGGAUGGACUUUUCAGGAUCUUACCAAGAAAAGGAGACAAGGCCGGGCCAAUACCCAUGGGUAAUCGCCGUUCUGGACCACAGGGACUCUCUGACUCGCUACAUAGGUGGAGGGUCCCUAAUUUCAUUCAGUGUGGUGCUUACUGCAGUUCAAGUACUUCAAGACGCCGACGAUGCCGAUCUUCUGGUGCGCGCGGGAGAGUGGAAUGUUUCGACGACGUCUGAAAGUUAUCCCCACGUAGACCGUCAGGUCAAAAGGAUAGUCAGACACGAUCAAUUCAAUAAGAAAACUGGAGACAACGAUGUGGCUCUGCUCUUUCUCACAGCGCCCUUCCCCGCCCAGCCAAAUAUCCGGCCAGUAUGCCUGGCAGACGAAAACAGCGACUUCGGGGGCUGCUUUUACAAUGGCUGGGGAAUGGAGCAGACAACCUCUAUGGAAUACCCUAGUGUCUUAAAGAAAGUCCGCAUAAAUCUAAAGAACAAUCUAAGUAGUAGGUAUAUUUCUGAUUAUUUCAUUCUCGGCCAAGCCAGAAAAAGAAGCAUUGGCUGCAAGGGCGACAGUGGCUCGCCCCUGGUCUGCUCAGUACCCAGAAACCCUAAUCAAUUUAGGCAGGUUGGCAUCCUAAUUUGUGGCAAUGAUGGGCGUCCAAGUGUCUUCACAAAUGUUGCAAAGUUUCAACCAUGGAUCAAUAGAAAACUGGAAGACAUAGGUCAAAACUAUUAA
Messenger RNA from Drosophila bipectinata, 835 nucleotides. The record is from RefSeq and is a predicted model, not a curated record. Lineage: Eukaryota; Metazoa; Arthropoda; Insecta; Diptera; Drosophilidae.